Microcebus murinus (gray mouse lemur) is the source of this 3661-nucleotide messenger RNA. The record is from RefSeq and is a predicted model, not a curated record. Lineage: Eukaryota; Metazoa; Chordata; Mammalia; Primates; Cheirogaleidae.
CCAGGCCGCCCGCGGGCUCCGGGCACCUGUGGCCGCGGGCCACCGAGGACUCCUGUCGCCCGGGCACCGCCGGCCUGAGACUGGGCCACCCCACGGUGCCGACCUCGGGGGCGGGCCAGGACCCUGCUGCCGGAGAUGGUCCCGCCUGACCAGCCCUGAGCCCUGCGCCACUAUCCUCAGCCCAGGAGUCUCCACCAACUUCUACUCCGGAGCUCCACUUUGCCCCUUCUUUUGGCACAGGGCGACCUCAGCAGCCCUGACAGUGCCGACCCUACGAAGUGCCCAGAAAGGCCACCGGGUGGGCUCGCGCCUCCCUGGCUCUUUCUGGAUGGAGGCGCUUCCGCAAGGAGCCAGCUGCAUGCUUUGGCCUUCACCUUGCAGCCUCUGCUGACCACACCUCCCCUAGCGCAGAGGCUGCCCCGGGAGCAGGAAAUGCUGUACCAGCCGGCUCCCCGGGAUCCGGGUCUGACCGCUAGGAUGGAGGUGGGGCCGGCAACCAAGACCUUCGUGCUGAAGCUGCGAUGUCUUGAGGAUGGGGGCCCGGGGCCUGACACCCUCUCAGGUGGCAGCGGUGGGAGCGAGAGUCAGGAGGAGGAAGAGGCUCAGGAGGGGAGGAGCAGCCCACCACAGCCAGCAAUGACAGCCCCAACAAAGGCCAGGAAAAUCACUGAGGAAGCCCGGCUGGAAAAACAGGAGUCGAAACAGUCAGAGCAGCAGCCAGAGCUGCAACAACAGCAACCACAAAACCAACUAUUAGCACAUCAGCCAGAAUUGCAGCAGCAGCAGCAGCAGCAGGAUGGGCAACAGCAGCUGUCUCAAUUACAGCAGGAAGUACAGGAAAAACACCAAUCCAUGCAGCACCAGGAACUGAAGCCAGAACUGCAGCGAAUGCAACAGCAACAACAGAUACAGGAACAGCAAGUGCAAGAGCAACAGCUAUUACAGCAGCAGCACGAACAGUUAAAGCAGCAGCAAGUGCAAGAGCAACAAGUGUUGCUGCAGCAGCAGAAACAGUUACAGCAGCAACAAGUGCAAGAGCAACAGCAGGGGCAAUUACAGCAGCAGCAAGUGCAAGGGCAACAGUUUGUGCAGCAACAGCAGGAACAGUUACAGCAGCAACAAAUGCAACCAUUAUUGCAACAACGGCAGGAACAGUUACAGCAGCAGCAACAGUUAUUGUUGCUACAGCAGCAGGCACAAUUACAGCAGCAGCUGUUGCAGCAGCAGCAGGCACAGUUGCAGCAGCAGCUGCUGCAGCAGCAGCAGGUACAGUUACAGCAGCAGCAGGUACAGUUACAGCAGCAGCUAUUGCUGCAGCAGCAGGAACAACUACAACAGCAGCAGGUACAGUUGCAACAGCAACAGCAGCUGCAGCGGCAGCCCCCUCCAAGGGAGCCAGAGGAGGAGGAAGAGGUGGAGCUGGAGCUGAUGCCGGUAGACCUGGGGUCAGAGCAGGAGCAGGAGUUGGAGCAGCAGCGGCAGGAGUUGGAGCGGCAGCAGGAACUGGAGCGGCAGCAAGAGCAGAGGCAGCUGCAGCUGAAACUGCAGGAGCAGCUGCAGCAGCUGGAGCAACACCUGGAGCAGCAGCAACAGCUGGAGCAGCAGCAGCUGGAGCAGCAGCAGCUGGAGCAGCAAGAGGUGCAGCUGGAGCUGACCCCCGUGGAGCUGGGCGCCCAGCAGCCAGAGCUGCAGCUGGAACUGGUGCCUGCUGCAGGGGGCGGUGGGGCGGCUGUGCCAGGGGCUCCUGCCGCAGUCGUGGUGGCCCCGCCAGGCUACGUAGUGCUGCAGGAGCUCAUGGUGUUGCCCGCCGUGGCCACGCCGACGGUGGUGGCCAUCCCGGGCCCGGCGGGCAGCGCGGCGCUGACACCUGCGCGGCAGCGGCGGCGGCGGCGCGCCCGGGACCGGCCGACCAUCUGCGGGGUGUGUGGCAAGGGCUUCAGCCGCAGCACAGACCUGGUGCGGCACCAGGCCACGCACACGGGCGAGAGGCCGUACCUUUGCGGCGAGUGCGGCAAGGCCUUCUCGCAGCACUCGAACUUGGUGACGCACCAGCGCAUCCACACGGGCGAGAAGCCCUACGCCUGCUCCUACUGCAACAAGCGCUUCAGCGAGAGCUCGGCACUCGUGCAGCACCAGCGCACGCACACGGGCGAGCGGCCCUACGCCUGCAGCGACUGUGGCAAGCGUUUCAGCGUGUCCUCCAACCUGCUGCGCCACCGGCGCACGCACUCCGGCGAGCGGCCCUACGUCUGCGAGGACUGCGGCGAGCGCUUCCGCCACAAGGUGCAGAUCCGCCGCCACGAGCGCCAGCUGCACGGCGCCGGCCGCUCGCGGGGCCUAGGCCUGCUGCGCCCCCCGCGGCCCGCGGCUCCCGGAGGUCCCCAGCGCGCCGAGCAGGCCACCGCCCCCGCCAAGGCACCGUGAGCCCCUAAACCACGCUGCCUGCGGGAAGUGCCACGCCCGGGGCGCAGGGAGAGGACAUCUCGACCCCGGCCUGUGGUUGCUCGUUGGAGACAUCCUGGAAUGGCCUUGGGGGAAGCCAGCUUCCAUCGUGGCCUGGAGUCCCUCGAAGUACGAGGUUCACAGAUUAUCCCCCAAAACCAUCCACAAAAGCCAACUGGGGCUGAAACAGCAUGUGGGACACACUUGUUCCUGAGCAGCGGUGGCCGAGAGGGCUGCCCAGAGAGAAAGGAGACCCACAGAGGAAGCUCCCAGUCACAAUUGGUGACAUUUGAUGCGGACCGGACACAAACCAGGGAAUCAAACACAUGUGAAACGAGCAUGGGAAAGAUUUGAUCCUGGUGAUAUUAUUUCAAGGAGAAAAACGGGCAAAAAAGGGAAACUUUAUGUGCACUAUGUAGAAAACUGAUUAAGGCAUUGAGUUGUCCUCAGGGGCAUUUGCCUUGAAAAUACUUUCUAGGAUGAAAAUUCAUCGGGGUGGAUGCAAUUCUGUUGAAAAUGCCUGUGUUUAUAAACACAGGGUGGGAGUGUUCCCCGGGUCAAUGUGCAAAUAAAUGCCGGGGAGAUGUGCUCUGAGCCGAAGGUGAAACCUUCCCUCCAAGGGAGCCCGAGGCUCUGCUGUGGCGCUUCUGAGCCCACUGCACCCCUUAAUGUCCUCUGGAGUAAGAGCCUAUGGCUGAAGCAGGGGCAUUCUAGGGGUGUUCUCCAAAGUGAUAGAAGAGUCUAGAAAGAACUCCUAGGUAUCCCCACUGUGGUCUCCCUGGGAUCCACCGGCUCUAGGCUUCUCAGAUACUGCCCGGGGCCGGGCACCUUGACACCAGGGGCUGGGUUCUGAACCAGGCUAUGAUGGGGGUAGGGGCAGGCUGCCAAGCAGACCCUGCCCCAUACUGGGGCUGUGGGAAGAAUGUUGGGGACAAGGACGGGGGGCAACAGAAAUGCUCUUUAUUACGUUUACCAAAUAGUCUGGGGCCGGGGCUGUGAGAGCAGCAGCAGUUGCUGAUGCUUUGUGGAAAGGGGGUGGGGAGGGGGCAGUCACCCACCACCUGUGGUCCCCAAGCACUCCCUGCUCCACUUGACUUUUCAUGUGUGGCCGCUUCUUUCCUGCCCUUCUCUUCCCUGCUUCUCCUUUACUAACACAGCCUGCUACAUUUUUACAAAUGUGUUGGUAAGUGAGAAACAAAAAAUGAAAAAUAAAUUAAAA